ACGUAGGAGGGAACCAAGUACAUGUCCCAGUCAUUUCCAUAAUUCAUCAUAAAUUGUGCAAGGGUGCUAUAGACGCACAAAACGACCAAGAGCCACAAAUCAAGCACACAUAUCAAAAAACAAAUGAGCUCUUAUUUUGUAAACUCAUUUUGCGGUCGCUAUCCAAAUGGCCCGGACUACCAGUUACAUAAUUAUGGAGAUCACAGCUCGGUGAGCGAGCAAUACAGGGACUCCGGCAGCAUGCAUUCCGGCAGGUACGGAUACGGCUACAAUGGCAUGGACCUCAGCGUCGGGCGCUCUGCUUCCACCCACUUUGGUGCCAGUGAGAGAUCCCGCAGUUACCCGGCCAACAGCACCUCUGCCUCGACAGAGCCCAGGUACAACCAGCCCGCGACGUCUUCCCACUCGCCGCCACCUGACCCUCUGCCCUGCACCGCCGUGGCCGGUUCUCCUGUCAGCGAGAGUCACCACGGGGUGAAAAACUCCCUCGCCAACUCCACCAGCACUUCGUCCAAUUCCAGCAGCACCACGCACAUAAGCAGAGACGGGGUUGGCACCUCGUCUGGGACUGAGGAAGACACUCCAGCAAGCAGCGAGCAGGCAAGUGCCCCGACCGACCAAAGCACAGCCCAGCCUUCACAGCCCCAGAUCUACCCCUGGAUGCGAAAACUGCACAUAAGUCAUGACAACAUAGGGGGACCAGAAGGGAAAAGGGCUCGGACUGCUUACACCCGAUAUCAGACCUUGGAGCUGGAAAAGGAAUUUCACUUCAAUAGAUACCUGACCCGCAGAAGAAGGAUUGAAAUAGCACAUGCUCUUUGCCUCUCAGAGAGACAAAUAAAGAUCUGGUUCCAAAACAGGAGAAUGAAAUGGAAAAAGGAUAAUAAGCUGAAAAGUAUGAGCAUGGCAGCUGCAGGAGGGGCAUUCCGUCCCUAAGCUUUUGAUCAAUUAAAAGUACUGAGCAGUAUUAGCUGACCCUGCGUCUCAUGUCAGUACUAAGUUGACUUUCUAAAACUUCCUUGUGUUACUUCUGUGAAGAAACCCUGUUCUUGUCGCCCUUAUUCAUCUUUUAAUCAUGAGCCUGUUUAUUACCAUUCUCUCGCGUGUAU
Messenger RNA from Rhea pennata, 1109 nucleotides. It is a transcript of the gene HOXA5, whose product is annotated as homeobox A5. Gene Ontology annotation, cellular component: nucleus. Gene Ontology annotation, molecular function: DNA-binding transcription factor activity, RNA polymerase II-specific; RNA polymerase II cis-regulatory region sequence-specific DNA binding. The transcript is spliced from 2 exons. Gene Ontology annotation, biological process: anterior/posterior pattern specification; regulation of transcription by RNA polymerase II. Lineage: Eukaryota; Metazoa; Chordata; Aves; Rheiformes; Rheidae. The coding region runs from base 124 to 936 and encodes 270 amino acids. The record is from RefSeq and is a predicted model, not a curated record.